CUCCUGUUAGCUGUAGCUCCGGGUGUCGGAAAUUUCAAAUGUAGACCUGCGAAUUGACAAAAUGUUGUCAGAAGGAAGUCAGCUAAUAAACUAUUAACUUACUGUGCCUUAAUAACACAUUAUUAGACAUUGUGCUACUCGGAGUAGAGAACAGAAUUCCGCUAUUACGUACCUGCUUACUACUAAAGCCCACCUACUUAUUUAUGAUUGGCUCUCAGGCAUGUUCUCCAAUAGUUUCUCCUUUGUGAUUGGAUAUUGACAGUUGAGUCAGUUGUCACAUCUGUAAGGAUACGUAACGAGGACAUGCUUCUCUGUAACACUCCCAGAUAGGAUGCGAAUUAUGAAGCAGAGGAGGGCCUGAGCUUCAUUGAAACUAUUUUUGGAUGGUCCAUGUGGAUUCAUGUUGAUCUUCGCCUUACCCAACCUGAACAGAGCAGUGGUGCGUGUGAGGAGACUGGCAGCACAGCUGAGCAAAGCCACCAUGACCACUAAUAACCCGGGCUCCGACUCCUCCUCUAAAAGCAGCGGUGAUGCUCCCACUGCAGCCAUUCUCAUCAUCGGAGAUGAGAUACUGAAGGGUUACACAGUGGACACCAACAGCACCUUCCUGACACGAGCACUGAGGAGGCUGGGCGUGUCUGUGCAGCGUAUCACAGUCAUACCAGACAUACAAGAGGUCAUAGCCAAGGAGGUGGUCCUCCUCUCCUCCAAGUAUACGCACCUCUUCACAUCAGGGGGCGUUGGCCCGACUCACGAUGAUGUCACCAUGGAGAGCAUUGCCCUGGCCUUCCAGGAGGAGUUGCAUCUCCAUCCUGAGCUCCAACAGCUCGUCGAAGAGUUUUUCGGGGUGACGGACAAAAACAGUCCGGCUAUGAAGAUGGCCAUGGUGCCGCGCUCGACCAAACUCAACUAUGGAACUGACCCCCAGACAGGGCAACCACAACGGUACCCGGUGGUCAGUGUGCGCAAUGUGUACGUGUUUCCUGGAAUCCCAGCUCUGAUGGAGAGGUCUUUCACUGGACUGGAGCACCUCUUUUCAGCGUCAGGAACCAGAUUUCACUCUCGUGAGGUGUUUGUCAAUGCAGAUGAAACCGAGAUUGCUCCUGUGCUGACCAAACUACAGGCCAGCUGGGGAAAAAGGGUGUCCCUUGGCUCCUACCCUGACUGGUUGAGCAACUAUAGCAAAGUCAGACUCGUCUUGGACUCAGAUAGCCAGGAGGAAGUGGACAAAGCGCGGACCCAGCUAAUAGAUGAGCUGCCCAAGGGCAGCGUGGUGUCUUUAGUCAAAGACUCUGUGUCCAUCGCCACUCCAGAGGUGUACAAACUAUCCAACAGUGGCACAGAGCUGGGAAACAAAGUCAAGUCUGCGCUGGAAACAAUAGAAGCUGCACUGGAUCAGUAUUCAACGGAGCAGAUCUGCGUUGGCUUCAAUGGAGGCAAAGACUGCACAGCUCUUCUUCAUCUCUACUACGCUGCACUGAGACGGCGGUAUCCAGAUGGAAAAGACAAGGUCAAAGCUCUGUAUAUCCGUAUUGUCUCACCAUUCCCAGAAAUGGAGCGGUUCCUCCAAGACACAAAAACCAGAUAUGACCUGGAGCUGAUAUCUGUGGAGGGCAGUAUUCGGCAGGCACUGAUCGAGGUGCAGGACAGACGGCCGGAGCUGAAAGCUGUCCUGAUGGGGACCCGGAGGAGUGACCCUUAUUCCCUCAUACUGACACCCAUGUGUCCCACUGACCCUGGCUGGCCAGACUACAUGAGAGUCAACCCACUGCUGGACUGGACAUAUCACGACAUCUGGUCGUUCCUGAGGACGUUAUACGUGCCCUACUGUGUCCUGUACGAUAAAGGGUACACCUCACUGGGCAGCAUGGACAACACCUGCCGGAACAGCGCCCUCCAGAUGGUGGAUGAGAGAGGCGUGACGCGCUACAAACCAGCCUACCUCCUGGAGAAUGAAGAAGAGGAGCGGAACUCUCGUGCCUGACGUCGUCCCCGUUCUUCCCACACGACCUCUUUGUUUUAUCGAGCGUCUGGUUAUCAGCCGCGUUUCUCUCAAAGCGAAGGCAUUUUGUUUCACUAAAGACUGACUCUCCAUGUGUGACAGGGAUGAGGCUGCACACAAAGUGUGACUUUUCUUGUGUAUUGGCUGUCCAGUUGAAUAAAACAUCAGUCUGCAUAUGCUUUCACAAUUGUCUUGUCACUUUAGGAGGGCUCUCACAUCCAGUUUUGACUGCAGCUAUUUAUCUUGUUUCACAUUUGGCUCCAUUUGUUUUAAAUGAGAUAAUCCACUAAGGGAGACAGCUGUCA
This is a messenger RNA of Menidia menidia (Atlantic silverside), 2307 nucleotides long. Lineage: Eukaryota; Metazoa; Chordata; Actinopteri; Atheriniformes; Atherinopsidae. The record is from the annotation of a GenBank genome assembly.